Messenger RNA from Ilex paraguariensis (yerba mate), 889 nucleotides. Lineage: Eukaryota; Viridiplantae; Streptophyta; Magnoliopsida; Aquifoliales; Aquifoliaceae. The record is from the annotation of a GenBank genome assembly.
AUGAAUUAUCGUGCAUGGAAUCAUCGUUGCUGGUUAGUUUCUUACAUGUCACUGGAUCAGGUACUGCAUGAGUUCAAAAAAUCUCAAGAUUGGGCUGGAUUACAUGUUGCCGAUAACUCUUGUUUUCACUACCGUACACGGUUAAUGCUCAGAAUGUUGGAGGAUUCAUGUCAUAGACAGGAUUCUAUAGCAUGCUUCAGUUACUGUGCAGAACUUUAUGAAGUGUGGAAGGAAGAGCUCAAUUGGAAUGAGAUGCUAAUAAAACGCUAUAUAGGAAGAGAGGCUUUGUGGCUUCAUCGCCGCUUCCUCUCCAUAUGUUGGAUAAAUCAUUUUGCAAGAACCAGUACCGGCGAUGUGUCCUGCCAUAUUGAUCACAAAAUUGGCAGACAUUGCAACUUUGAUAUGUUUAUGAAUAAUGAAUUACAACUCUUCCGCUCCUGCACAACUAUUGUUGAUGAUGACUUUGAGGAUUAUCAAGCGCAGGCAACGUAUUCCGCCAUUUACAUAUUGUGGCUCACAAAGCAAAUAUCACCCCGUUUUGGAUUUGAGCUUCAAAAAAAACUACGAGCAGGUGAGCUGGAGAUACUGCUUAGUAAGGUCUCAGAAAAGACCUCCGUUUGGGAUUUUUUAGGCGUGGAAUGUGGAAGCAAAUAACCUUUGUAGCAUGAUUUGGGUUGUCCUAUUCUUGUGGUAAAUGUAAUGUCUUGGCGCUCUGAGCUUAUUUUAACGAGUGUCAACCAUGCAUAGUCUGAACUACAUGAAAAGCUGUUACCAUCUUGCAUUCAAAACACUUCUAACCGAACUGACAAUUUGUAUAAAGAUGACAGGAACGCCAGAUAAGUUUUAUCCAAAAUGAAAAUUGAAAUUCCAUCUUAGAAACAAAAGUAUU